AUGAAAUCCGCUGCCAGCUCGGAAGACGUGGUCCGUGUCACCGAGGAUCUUUCAGAAUGUCGAUCCCGUCUGGACGCCGGUAUUGCUGAAAAUCGAAAGAACCGAGAAGUGAUUCAGGGUAUUAAUGAACAGCUCCAACGCCUUCGUCAACGUGCCAAUGCCGAUUCUAUGGAGUCUUUCGCCACUCCUAGUCCCGAUGUUACCCUUUCGUCUUUCGCCAACCCCGGACUCACUCAUCUCCACAACCAAACCAAUAUCUCAAUGCCUUCCCUAACCAUAGACAUUCCAUUGAAUUCCACUGCCUUAAUUCAUUCUUCCCGAACACCAAAUUACGCAAUUAAUGGAUUACGAAACAGACAUAAGUCAAUGAGUGGCAAUCGGUAUCGAUCGACGAGUCCUCUAGGGGAUUACGGUAGACAUCGGAGCAGUCCGAGGGUCCUUGCUCAUUACAAUGAUGAUGCGAUGGGUGGUGAGGAGAAUUUGGAUGAGUUGUUCGCCAAGUUGAAGGAGGAAUUGUUCAAAAACAACACAUUGGAAGAGGUGAAUGAAAUGCUCCGAGAAGAGAACGACGCCGCACUGGCGGCAAAUGAGCAUUUGAGAGUGGACGCGACGAAUCUGAGCAAGCAACUUCAACAGCUCCAACAACAACAGCACACCGAGUCAAUGAGAUUUCGAUCGGAGAAUACGCGCUAUCGAAACCAAAUGGAGAGCCAACACCGGAAAUUGAUCAGUUUGUGGAAGGAGUUUUCGGCAGUCAAAAGACAGCUCCAUGAAUUACGUACGACGACUGCCAACGAUUUGGACCGCCAAUUGACUGAAUUCACGCGGUGCGCAACACUUAUGAGAAAAGCUAUUCGACACGCCGAGCAAAAGAACCAAGACCUAAAAGACCAAAUGAAGCGAGAAAAAGACGACGUUCUGGACGAGACGCUUCGUCAAUUGCAGUCUGUCACAGAGAAUUAUAUGAAAGCCGAAGAGAAGUCAAACGAGCGACAGCGCGAUUUGAAGCGAAAAGAGGAUGAAGUACGGAAGCUUCGCGAGCACAACGACGAACUUCAGGAUACACUUGAGCAGUUAUCCAGGAUGGCAAACGAAAUGGCCGGAGGCAGAGGACAAAGUCAGAGUCCUUCUAGAGCUAGCGGUGGUGUUGUUGUCGAAUCGUUUUUUAAAGAGUCGCCAAUGGAUGUGGCACGUAAGAUGCGCAAGCUGCUCACAAAUAAAAACGGUGAAAUCGAUGAAUCUCGAGAAGCAGCACGGCAAGCAGAAAAGGAGAGAGAUCGAGCGAAGAAGGAUCUGGAAAAAGAAGAAAAGCGGCGAAAAGAUGAUCGAGAAGCAGAAAGAAAACGAUCCAGUGUCUAUUCGCAACGAGAGCAUGAUCUGAAGAAGCUAGAAGAUGAUCUACGGAAGGCGUCAGAGAAGAUUCGAAAUCUGGAAGAGCAGAAGGAUUCACAAGAGAAGCUAACGACAUCUGUGCAGAAUUCAUUAAACGAGGCACAUCGACAACACAAGAGUUUUAUCGAAGAGUUGAUGAUUCGUCACAGAGAGGAGCUUAAAGAACGUGAAGAUACUCAUGAAGAAGUUUUGAAGAUUAGAGAAAGCGAGGAGAAGUCAAGGUUCGAGAAGGAUCGUCAGGAGCGGGAGAAGAUGAGACGAGAGAGUGACGAUCUUCGAGAGACGCAGAGAACACUGAAAGGCGAUUUGGCAGCGAUGAAGACAGAUCUAGAUGAUAAGACAUUAAGAUUGGACAUGCUGGAAACAGACAGAGAUGAGCUUCGCAAGAAACUUGAAUCGGAAAGAGAACUAGCCGAUCAGAGAGACUUAGAGAUAUCCGAGUGUCGAACGAAGCUUGAUGAAAUGCAAGAGAAAGAGGCGGAGCUAAGAAGAGAGCUCGCUGAAAGUCAAGCGACGAUCACAGCGAUGGAAGGAGAGGGCAAGCUAAGCGAGGAGCAGUUUUUGGAGAAUAAAAAUGAGAUAAAUACGUUGAAUGAGCAACUGGAGCAGGUGAACAUUGAGCUAGAUGCGAAAAAUGAGGAGAUUCGAAAUCUGCAAGGAUCCAUUCAAGAGAAGGAAGUGCAUAUUCAAAAUGUCCGCACCUCAACCCAACAGUUGUCUGCCACUUAUGAGGAGGCAAAUGGAGAGAUUGAAAUUCUGAAGCAAGAACUCUCUAGACUCCAUGAGCAGCUCAACGAGAGAACCCGACAGAUUUCAGAAGCCAAUGAGAAGUUUGACGAUGCUGCGAGGAAGAAUGACGCGCUUCUAGAGGACUCUGCGGGAUGGCAAGAGAAGUAUGAGAGUCUUAAGAAGGAAUUGGAGGAGAUUCAGAAGAGAGGAAAGGAGAAGGAGAAGGAGGAAGGAGAGUUGAGAGGACUCUUGGGUGAUUUGAGAGCCAACUUUGACAAAUUGACAAACGAACUGAAGCAGAAGACGGUUACGGUGGAUAGCUUGAACGAGGAGAUCGGAUCGUUGAAGGAGCAAUUGAGCAAGUCAGAGAAGGAGAGAAAAGAGGAUUUGACGAGGAUGGAGGAGCAGGAGAAGAAGAACGAGGCUGAACAGAAGGAGGAGUAUGAGGCGAAACUUCAGUUGGCUGAGAAGGAUCGGUUGGCGGUGGAGAAGUUUGGAAAAGAGUGCGAAUCUCGGCUGAACGAGUUGACAAAGAUCCAUGAGAUGUUGAUGGAGGAGCAUGAUCAGUUGAAGAUAGAUCACUUGCAUCUGGAAGAGGAGGUGGAGAGAUUGAAGGAGAAGAUGAAGAAGGAGUUGGAGAAGAUGAAUGAGCAGAAUGAGGGAGAUCGACAGGAGUGGAGUAGUGAGAGGAGUCGGAUCGAGACAUCCAAAAACGAAGCGAUCGCUGAACUCCAAGAACGUGUCAUGAAACUAGAAGACGUCGUGAAGGAGAAGGAAGACAAGGAGAUCGUUUACAAACGAGACAUUGAAGAUGGUCUCGAGAAGUCUCGAGACUUGGAAGAGAAGCUUCGGAAGAUGGAGCUGCAGGAUGAGGAGAAGGAGGAAGAUCUGAAGAAAGAGCAGAAGACGUUACAAGAGGAGAAGAUGAAGUUGAUGGAGCAGAGGGAGGAAGCAAUGCUACAAUCUACAAAACAUGCAACGACGAUUGAUCAGCAGAAUAGGAGGAUCUCUCAGUUGGAAGCUGAUGUCGAGAAGCUCACUGGAGGAUUGGCGGAGAGAGAUUCGACGAUAAAUGCACUAGAAUCGAAUACGAUGGAAUUGAUAGCAAAAUUGGAAGCGACAGAAGCGGAUCUAGAAAAGCACAAAGAUGAUUUGGCGGUGACAGUGAAACAGAACUCAGAACUGAAGAAUGGAAAAGAGGGAUUGAGUGAGAAAUGGAAUGAGGAGAGAAAGAAGAUUCAGGAGCUCGCUGAUCAACUUCGUGAAGCUAACAAAGUGGUUCACAGUAUUAGAAUGAAGAAUGUGAACUUGGAAGAGAAGAAGAACGAGUUGGAGCAGAAUGUGACAGCGUUGAGCAACAAAGUGAGAACGUUGGAGAUUCAGUUGAUGGAUAAGGCGGCGAAGAAUGAGGUUUCCGGAGAUUUGUUGAGGAAAAUGGAGCAUGAUGCGCAGAGCAUGCUGAAGCAGGCGCAAAAUGAGCAGUUUAGGGUAAGUGGGUACGAUUCGGUUCAACUAACCGACCUCGAAAAAGUUCGCAAAGCUCUCCAAGAUGAAAACCAACGCCUUGUCAACGAUCUUGCAACAGUCAAGGCUGCCUUCGAAGUCAAACGAGAAACCAGCAAAUCAGCUAUCAGUGAUAUCCUGGAAAAGUAUCGAAGCGCUGAGGAGAAGGCUAGCAAAGGAGAACUUGACAAUCAACGAUUGAGGAGUGAGCUGGCGACAGUGACUCUGAAACUUGAACGACAAGAGUUGAAAGCAAAGGAUGCUGAUGGUCGAUUGAAGGAUAGUCAGAAGAGAUACGAGGAGCUUCAAGGAAAGCUGGCUAACUUGCAGAGAUCCGCAGUGGAGUCGCUUCAGAAUCCUGCUCCCUCCCGAAACCGUUCGCUAUACGUUGACAUCCCACGCGCGGCAUCGAGCAUUGGCCUCAACGAGAAUUCAGAAGACGUGCCGUUCAGAAGAUCACCGUCUGUUCGAUUCGCGGAUAGUUCACAGAAUAUUCAACGAGCUGUCGACUCAAUGGAUGUUAGUAGUUCUGUUGGAGUGACGUUGAGAUUCUUGAAAGAGAGAAUUGAGCAAUUGGAGGCAGACAACGCGGAGCUUUUAGAUGCUUUGGAGAAGGCAAAGGAUGAAUUGAGGCAGAGGAAUGAGAAGUUGGCGGAUAGGCAGAUGGUUAUAGAGAGGGUUGAGAGGCAAUUGGUUCAUAUCACUGAAGAACGAAACACAAUUGAGAACCGUAUGACCAGUCAACGCCAAUUGUACCUGACCAAUGAGGAGUCCGCCAGAUCCAAGGAACACGAAGUUCGAAGUAUGAAGGCCAGAAUCUCAACCCUUGAACUUCAUCUCCGUGAGAAAGAAUCCAAACUUGCACAUCUUCGAAAAGAGAUUGAAGUUCUCCAUUCCCAACUUCACGAUGCAAUUGAAUCUAAGGAGAAGGCAACAGGGCUAGUUGGAGUUCAAGAUUCCAGGCAUCGAGAUCUAGAAGAGCAACUAGAUCGAGCUAACCGAGAACGAGAGGCAGCUGUUGGCAAACAUCGGAGGAUUCAAGCAGAGAAUGAGAACUUAUUCCGCAAACUGGAGCAACUUGAAAAGGAAAGAGAGCAAUUGAUGAGAGAAAUCACAGAUGAGAGACGGCUCAAUGAGAAGAACAGAACACUUCUGGAAGAGUUCCGAGUGUCAGAACGCACUUGGAAAUCUGCAGUGAGCACUGCGAAGAAAUCAGUGGAAGAUCAAGAACGCGCGGUGCAGGAGCAACGUCGAUGGGAGGAGUCACAUCAUGAAAUGAGCACACGAAACACGGCACUAACCAAGGAAUGCGAUCGGUUGAGAGUGGAGAUGAGAGAGCAGCUCAACAGAAUGAAUGGAAUUAAUUUGAGAUCUGUGGAUUUUGAGAGGAAGAAUGAGGAGCUGUCAAGCAAGUUGGUCGUAAUGCAGAAUACGGUAUCGGCGUUGAAGAAGUUUGAAGAGGAAUGGAAGCGAUUGGAGGCAGAGAUGAGAGCUGAGUUGAAGAUUUUGAGAAAAGAGAAGUUGGUGCAGACGGCGGAGAUAGAGGAUUUCAAGCGGAGAGGAUUGAGAAGUGAUACGGAGAAGAAGGAGAUUGAAGGCAUUCGAGUUAGGCUCGAGAGAGAAAUCAGUGCGUUGAAGCGACAUGUCGAUGCGAAAAUUUUUACUUUUCAGCUCGAAGAAGAAAAAGGAAAAACCGAAAAAGCGGUCCGCGAAACGAUGAACGAGCGUCGUGCCAUCGACAAAUCCCUAGCAUCAAUGGAGCGUGAAAAUCAGCAGCUCUAUAGAAAUUGUGCGCAACUCCAGGCACAGAUACAGACUCUUGAGAGGGAUGCCGGAAAUCGAUCAGUUCAAAAACUAGCCAAAGAUCAUCAAUUGUUGGAGACAAGGAUCGCAGCGUUGAUCGAGGAGAAGCGGCAGCUCCAAGCAAUGCUCGACCAGAAAGACGCCAACUAUUCCCAUAAGCGGAAACUUCUAGAAUCCCAAAUCCAACUGCUCCGCGAGCAACUCGAGGCAGAACGACGAAAGCGCUCGAAAGGCGUAGUGGCAACGGGACCCACCGGCGGAAGACGUGCAGUACAGCACACUUCUGCGUUUAGGCACACCAUCGAACGUCACCGAUCAUUGUCCCAAUCCAGCGAACAUACCGUACUCCAGGAGCAAUACCAUGAAUACGUGUAUUCUGGUGACCGUACUCCAAUGAUUCAAAUGAUGAGCAAUCAUCAGACUCCGCCCAUUUCUCCACAAUCUCUUUAUCCAGACGCUUUUAAUUCGGGUACUCUUAUUAUGUGA
Messenger RNA from Caenorhabditis briggsae, 5913 nucleotides. RefSeq names its product Protein CBR-DYF-14 (gene Cbr-dyf-14). Bases 1 to 5913 code for a protein of 1970 amino acids. The record is from RefSeq and is a predicted model, not a curated record. The transcript is spliced from 15 exons. NCBI's taxonomy places the organism in Eukaryota, Metazoa, Nematoda, Chromadorea, Rhabditida, Rhabditidae.